UAGGCAUCAACAUUUCUCAUUUAGUGUGAAUCUGAUACCUUAAGAAAUGAGGCAUGCUAUAUAAUACGUAAACACCUGUUAUUUUAUCAUCGGAGAAUCACGUUUACACCCAAGUGCAAAACAAUAACCGCCUCAAAAUGGGUCUUCUCUACUGGAUCGCACUCGGCUUUGUUUGUGCAUGCGCAUCAGUGGAAGCAAUACCAACAACAACGACUGAACCUAGCAUCAUUAUCGGUAACUCCUCCGAUCUUUUUAACACAGCAGUGUUUAUGUGCGCCGAUAUCAUAUACGGAACCAUGUCAAUGCAAAAAAUGUUUCCACCAGCAGAUAGCUCACUUCCUGAGCUAAAAACUGUAAAUGCUACCCUGGCGAAGGCUGUCUUUGACGGUAGUAUCGACCAACUUUGUGAGGAUGUUGAUAAGUACUCUCGUUGCGUCAAACAUUUCAAUGAGGUUGGAUGCACGCCAGAGGAAGAAUAUGUCAGACGGUACGUCGAUAUUGACCAAUUCGGACCAGCUCUCACGUUAUACUGUACAAACAAAGAGCUUGUUAAGAGUAACUUUCUUUGCACGUUGGAGAAAGUCAGAAAUGGAGAUGUCCCAUGUGAGUUUGGUGGAAUUCAAGGACGUAUAAAGGGACUCCUGGUGUAUGCAACACAGAACUUCACAAAGGAAGUUUAUUGCAAUGUCAGAACGGCGUCGUUAAAUUGCCGAAAAGCUCAGCUGGCAAGCUGUGACGUCACCUAUGCCGAAGUUAUGAAUUCUGUCUCAGCAAAAUUUACAGCUAAAUAUUGCUCGAGCUAAAUGACAGAGUUUAACACUGGUCACAGCCGUGAUUAUUUACUCAACCGAUGAUGAAUUGUUAAGUAUAAGUGUAAUUAAUAUCUUUUUGCAAUGCAUUUUAAAGCACAAUACAACUUUUUUAACUUAAUCUGUUUAAAGAUACGCAUUGUUUCUCACCUGGUACAUUCUACAUGAAAUGUUAUUAUGAUAAAAAAUAAAUAAAACCGUAACUUGCA
Molecule: messenger RNA, 1018 nt
Organism: Mya arenaria
Lineage: Eukaryota; Metazoa; Mollusca; Bivalvia; Myida; Myidae
Exons: 2
Coding region: 138-803 (221 amino acids)
Source: RefSeq, a predicted model, not a curated record